Messenger RNA from Daldinia childiae, 882 nucleotides. RefSeq names its product putative porphobilinogen deaminase protein. The transcript has 2 exons. The coding region runs from base 1 to 882 and encodes 293 amino acids. The record is from RefSeq and is a predicted model, not a curated record. Lineage: Eukaryota; Fungi; Ascomycota; Sordariomycetes; Xylariales; Hypoxylaceae.
AUGGCAACCGAAGAUAAAAACAGCAAGCAUCAACCUGAUAGAUCACUAGAUGAUAUCUUAAGAGGGAAGGUAUAUAUUGAAGAACUCCCUCCGGAUAUAGAACCUAUUAGGAGGUUGCUGGAGAAAUAUAGCGGCAUUCGCACUAGAGACAUCGACGAUCAUGUUCAUGAAAUACGAGAUCGUCUCUGGGAGAUUUAUCCUUAUGUUUACAUCGGCCACUUUCGUUUCCUUUCCCUUGGGUUCACAUUAGAUCCUCGGUACCGGAUAGCCUUAAAUCGGUUACUCGCGCCCAAGUCGGAGGCUACAUUUCUCGAUGUGGGCUGCUGCGUGGGACAGGUAUUGCGACAACUCACAUUUGAGGGUGUAGAUUCAUCGAGACUGUACGGCACGGAUUUGGAACCACGCUUUCUAGACGCGGGUUACGAUUUAUUUAAGGACCGAGACAAGCUCAAUUCUACGUUUGUAGCUGGUGACAUGUUGAGCCAGAACGGACAGAUAGACGAAGGCGAUGAAAGGUUAAAGGUGUUCGACGGCAAGAUGAAUAUCAUCCACGCGACUAGCUUUUUCCACCUGUUCUCAUGGGAAAAUCAAGUCCGGGCCUCCAGGAGAAUGGUGCGAUUUCUCGACUCGGACGACCCUGAUGUCAUGAUUUUCGGACGCCAAGUGGGAACGACAAUGCCCGGCGAUAGAGAAGGGGCUGGAGGUUCUAAGAAGUUCUUGCAUAACGCUGUAAGCUGGCAAGAAUUAUGGAACGAGGUCGGAAAAGCAACAGGGACCGCGUGGCGGACUGAGGUGAACGAGAUGGAUGAAUCUGACAUACAUCCAGACGGUAGUACCGACGGAACGCUUCGGCGCAUACGGUUCGGAGUUUUUCGGGCUUGA